GCCGCGGGGCCGCGGGAAGAUGGCGCAGGAGCCCGGCGCCAUGGAGGACGGGCAGCUCUCCGACUCGGACUCGGACAUGGCGGUGGCGCCCAGCGACAGGCCGCUGCCGGUGCCGAAAGCACUAGGUGGGGACUGCACAGUGAGGCCCUUCCAAGGUACUGCAGCAGCAUGUGCACCGGCAUCACAUUAUCGGACUGUUAAAAGUGUGGAUUCAAGUGAAGAGAGUUUUUCUGAUUCAGAUGAUGAUAGUUCCCUUUGGAAACGAAAGCGGCAAAAAUGUUUCAACCCUCCUCCCAAACCAGAGCCUUUUCAGUUUGACCAAAGCAUCCAGAAACUACCUGUUGCUGGAGGAAAAAAGAUUAACAACAUAUGGGGUGCUGUGCUGCAGGAACAGAGUCAAGAUGCAGUAGCCACAGAACUUGGAAUCUUGGGAAUGGAGGGCAGUAUUGAUAAAAGUAGACAAUCUGAGACCUACAAUUAUUUGCUUGCUAAGAAACUUAAGAGAGAAUCUGAAGAACAUUCAAAAGAAUUAGACAAGGAGCUAGAUGAUUAUAUGCAUGGUGGCAAAAAAACAGAAUCAAAGGAAGAAGAAAAUGGGCAAAGUCACCUCAAAAGGAAGCGACCUGUCAAAGACAGACUAGGAAACAGACUAGAAAUGAAUUAUAAAGGUCGGUAUGAGAUCACAGAGGAUGAUUCUCAAGAGAAAGUAGCUGAUGAAAUUUCUUACAGGUUACAGGAACCAAAGAAAGAUCUGAUAGCCCGAGUAGUGGGGAUAAUUGGGAACAAAAAGGCAAUUGAACUUCUGAUGGAAACUGCUGAAGUUGAACAAAAUGGUGGCCUUUUUAUAAUGAAUGGUAGUCGAAGAAGAACACCAGGUGGAGUUUUUCUGAAUCUCCUGAAAAAUACUCCUAGUAUCAGCGAGGAACAAAUUAAGGACAUUUUUUACAUUGAAAAUCAAAAAGAAUAUGAAAAUAAAAAAGCUGCUAGGAAGAGGAGAACACAAGCUGGGAAAAAGAUGAAGCAAGCUAUUAAAAGUCUAAAUUUUCAAGAAGAUGAUGAUACAUCACGAGAAACUUUUGCAAGUGACACAAAUGAGGCCCUGGCCUCUCUUGAUGAAUCACAGGAAGGACAUGGAGAAACAAAGUUAGAUGCAGAGGAAGCCAUUGAAGUUGAUCAUUCUCAUGACUUGGACAUCUUCUAGUCAUUUUGAGGAAUAAGCCUUUCUAGAAUAAGAUUAUAAUAAACCAUUUCUACUGAGAUUUCUUUGUUGUACUUUGCACUGUUAAACGUGAAAAUCUGGA
Talpa occidentalis (Iberian mole) is the source of this 1301-nucleotide messenger RNA. RefSeq names its product phosphorylated adaptor for RNA export (gene PHAX). Gene Ontology annotation, cellular component: nucleus. The record is from RefSeq and is a predicted model, not a curated record. Gene Ontology annotation, biological process: snRNA export from nucleus. Lineage: Eukaryota; Metazoa; Chordata; Mammalia; Eulipotyphla; Talpidae.